This is a messenger RNA of Labeo rohita (rohu), 2419 nucleotides long. RefSeq names its product arrestin domain-containing protein 3-like. Gene Ontology annotation, biological process: protein transport. The record is from RefSeq and is a predicted model, not a curated record. Lineage: Eukaryota; Metazoa; Chordata; Actinopteri; Cypriniformes; Cyprinidae. The coding region runs from base 271 to 1617 and encodes 448 amino acids. The transcript is spliced from 7 exons. Gene Ontology annotation, cellular component: plasma membrane; cytoplasm.
CGCAGCAUAAGCGGGUUAAAGUGGAUUACCAUUACCAUACAGUAACAACACGCCCAACUACUAUUAAACACCUUUUGAAUUAUGCAGUGUUUUGCAGCCUAGCCCACGAACGGUGACAGCUUCAAACAUCAGAAUGUCCCACCCACAGAUGGAAGUCCACAUAGGCCUACUUUGCUGAUUGUCUGGAGCCAUGGCGUAAGUGCCUAUACUAAAACGAUAUUUCAGUUUGAGUUCAAACGCCAGAAGCAGAUAUUGGUAUCAGGAGGCAAGAUGUCCAACACUGUGAAAAGCAUUUCUGUGACUUACAAUCCUAUCAACCAGGGCAAUACCUUCAGCAGCGGGGAUUUUAUAUCGGGACAAGUCAUUCUGGAUGUAGCGAAGGACACACAAAUACAGUCGUUGAGUGUGAAAAUUAAAGGGAAAGCAGAGGUGUGCUGGUCCGAGCGUCAUGGUCAAACAACUAUUGUUUACUCGGAUAAGGAGAAGUAUUAUUCCGUGAAGAGGUUUUUCGUUGUGGAGGACAAAACCCAUGGUAAUGACCGUGAGAUGCUGAAAGAUCCCUCCGGACAGCCGUAUUCUUCAGUUGUUGCACCAGGGCGUCACGUUUACCCAUUCACCUUUCAGCUGCCUCAACAACACUUCCCACCAACCUUCAAAGGUUCAGUUGGAAAAAUUGUCCACGCUUUGGAGGCAAAGCUAGAAAGAUCAAUGCGUGUUUCUAGCAAAGACAAAGCAGAGUUUCACUAUGUCUCCAGACCGGAUGUGUCCAAUCCUGAACUAAUGGCACCUCAGUAUGGAACCAAAGAUAAACAAAUGAAACUCUUCACCUCUGGAAGUGUCUCCAUGAACAUAAACACUGAGAAAAUGGGAUACUACCUUGGAGAGGGCUUGAAAGUUUUGGCUGAAGUUCAGAACAAUUCUUCCCGUUCAAUCAAGCCAAAAUACUGCCUGUAUGAAAAACACAGUUUUUUGGCAAAAGGCAAGAGAAGACUUCACACACAUAACAUUCUUAAAGAUGAAGGGGAACCCAUUGAGCCAAACUCAAAGAAAUCUGUCACCAAAGUGCUGUCCAUUCCUCCCAGCCUCACCAUCUCUGUCCUAAACUGUAGGAUCCUCAAGGUUGAAUACAGACUCAGGGUCUACCUGGAUGUGCCGUAUGCCUCAGAUCCAGAGAUAAAGUUCCCAGUUGUGAUUCUUCCUCCUCAGCCCGCUAGAAACAGUGACUUUGGAAUCUGGAAUCCACCACCAGGAAGCAAUAUGUACCCCAACCCAUCUCCUAUGGCUCCACAAGCCCCACCACAUAAUGUGGUUGGACCACCUGGUCAGUUUGGAGCUCCUGGUUACCCUGGUCCUCCUCAUGUUCAGUUUGGACCUCCUGGUUACCCUGGACCUCCUCUUGCUCAGUUUGGUGCUCCUGGUUACCCUGGUCCUCCUCUUGCUCAGUUUGGUGCUCCUGGUUACCCUGGUCCUCCUCUUGGUCAAUUUGGUGCACCUGGUUUCCCUGCACCUCCUGGUCAAUUUGGUCCAAAUUCAUACCAGCCUGAGCCAUCAGCUCCACCUCCAUAUCAGGACUAUCAAUCAUAUCCAAAGUUACCUGACCGCCCUGAAAAAUCUUGACUAAAGUCUAAAACUAAAAUCACCUUCUUGGCUUCUUUUAUCACUGGACAGUCUUAGAACUUUGAAAAUAGAUAAAUUUGAUAAAUCCUUUCCUUAUUUAAUUAUAUAGUAGAGUGUUUUCUAGAAAUUUACAUAUUGAUACAUAUGUUAUUCUUUUUCUAAUGUGACUGAUACAAGUAGAACAUGUUUGUAUAUUGGUUUCAUUUGUGACAUGACCCAAAUCGAUCAGCUGAGGACAGUUUUAAACACUGCCAGAUAUUUUAUAAUUAGGGACUUAGUAACGUUAAUUUGUCAUAUAAUACAAUUUUAAAAUGCUGUCUGAACCCUUCUACCCCCAAACCCCUUUGGCUCCUAACUGUUGAUAGAGCAUUUAUUAUGUUUGCUCAGGUAUCAGCUGUCAAGGUCACAUGAAAAUUUAAAAAAUGUUGUAAUUAUAUUACAGUAUAUAGAAAAUGUAAUUUUGUUGAGAAUCAUCCUCAAACUCAAUCUUGAACUUGGUAAAACAAUUAUCUUUAUUUAAAGUAUUUCAAGUCUUAUUAUUUUUCCUUUUGUUACAAAUCAUACUGGGAGGUAUGCUAAAAUUAUAAACUAUAGCUUUUGCCAAAAAUACCACAGUUUUGAAUUGAAAUAGUAAUUUUUGUGUGAUUCAUGUAGAGUUGAUGAAUUGUUCAUGUUUUUGUGGUAUGUCAAUUUUAAUAGUGAUUUUAUAAUGUCUAAAUAUAAAUCUAAAAGCAGAGCACGCAAAAACGUCUGUAUUACACUGUAAAAAACAAAAAACACAAUUUGUUGAGUCAGCUUAAAA